AUGCAGCGUCCAUGCAUUUCAUCGCAGGCGUUAUCAGAAAUUAAACUGGAGCGCGCAAGUGGCGAUGAUUUUUAUGGAAGUUCCCCAAUGCUUGGAACUGUUAUGGGUGCAGCUGGUUCUGUGGCAAGAAAAGGCGAACUUUUUGCUGCGUGGUGUUGCCUUCGAAUUGGCCCUGAAUUUGAAAUUUUCUGGGAGGCUGUUGAAUUUACGGCUGCUGCAAGUAAGGAAGGCAAGAGCACAGAUGUACCAUCGCGAUAUGAAGCCAGCAAUGAACAUCUGUGCAUGCAAGAAGUUCUGGAUAACAUGGGCGAUGGGAUUAAAGCGGGACAUCACUUGCUGGCACCAACACAUGACUCCGAUUAUUGGGCGUGGGCCUCAGCGAACUCUGUCUUCCAGUGCUGCAUCCGUUUCGAAGCAGCGCAAGUCCCAUGCCGAAUGUUGUGCACACCGAGUAAAGCGUUGUAUGCGGUGCUAGCGGCAAAGCCACAGUCUGAAUUCUGUUGA
Messenger RNA from Gongylonema pulchrum, 504 nucleotides. Lineage: Eukaryota; Metazoa; Nematoda; Chromadorea; Rhabditida; Gongylonematidae. The record is from the annotation of a GenBank genome assembly.